AUGUCUUCAAUUAGAAAUGUUCCAGUAGACACAUUGCGUAAAGAUUAUCGUCUCGCGAGAGGUUAUGUAAAUGAAUUUAAUGAUCUGUUCAAGAUCUGCAAGAAAAACGAACACGACUUGCAGGUAUUCAUCAACAAAUGCCUCCGACAGAUUCUACAAAUCAGAUGGCCAAACAAGAUCAGUAAUUCAGAUCUGUGGAAUAGAACAGGCCAGUCAUCUAUUUCAAGCACCAUCAAGAAACGUAAAUGGCAUUGGAUAGGACACAUUCUGAGGCGACCCCAACACAACAUCACAAGGCAAGCAUUGGAUUGGAAUCCUCAAGGUAAAAGAAGAAGAGGCAGACCAACAACCACCUGGAGACGAACAAUAGAAGCUGAGUUGAAAAGCUGCAAUAUCACCUGGGCAGAAGCAAAAAGAGCAGCAAUGAACCGACCCAGAUGGAGAGCUGUUGUGGAUGCCCUUUGCCCCACUAGGGGAUAA
Messenger RNA from Ruditapes philippinarum (Manila clam), 480 nucleotides. RefSeq lists its product as uncharacterized. The record is from RefSeq and is a predicted model, not a curated record. Lineage: Eukaryota; Metazoa; Mollusca; Bivalvia; Venerida; Veneridae. Bases 1 to 480 code for a protein of 159 amino acids. The transcript has a single exon.